GCCAUUCACAUGAGGCAGCAGAAGCCAUAAAUCAAUCAUUCAAAAUCAUAAACCGCUUUUUCCUGCACAACAUCACUGCUACACGUUCACUCUCUGAUUGGCUUCUCUUUUAAAGUGUUGGGAAUGUUCUGCCAAUAAACCUCUGACCACAGCUAUGUUGGCUCCCCAGCAGUACUCAUAAACCAGAACAGCCAUGUCUGAGGGGUGAGUCUGUAACUGUCACACUCUGUGUCUUUCAAUCAAUCACCCAACUAUGGCAAUGUUGUCAAUAUGGGACAGAAAAUAACGCCUUCUUUCGAUUUCUUUGUUUGUUUGUUUGGUUUGCAAUAUGUUGAAACAGACCGGUAAGUCAGUUUUGGACAUAUUUUUCCCCCCUCAUACCCUUUGUUGUACCUCAUAUCUUAAAAAUGCCCUUUUGUUCAUUAAUUUGCAUUUUUUUGCACAAUCAAACCUUUGUAAUGGUCAUUUUGGUACUGUAUACAUAUGCUAUGCAAAGCAGUUAGCAUGUCAUGCUUAUGAAUAGCCACACUGACAUCUUGGCAACAGCUUGUGGGACUUAACAUGUUAGACAUUAUAAUCUAUCAGCAAUUACUGAGUAAUUGUCGUGUCGCAAGGCCAUUUGUCUCAGGCUAACUGAUAAUCAUCCAAAUGAUCCCAAGGCCACCGUAGCAGUAUCAACACGGAAGGAUUCAUUUGGUAUCAAUACCGAGCCACAUACAGAGUAGAAAUGAGCCCCUUGCUCUCUGAGACUGUGCUUCAAUGAAGGCUUGUGAUUUGGUGGCGGAGCAUUACAUUCUAUUACAUUAGGAACCACAGCUCAUCCUAAUCAAUAGAGACAGGCGGUUGUAUGCUCUGUAGCUCCAUUGUAAUAGAGACCACAUAUGACUAUAGGCUAACAUCAUCAGUGACUGUAAUGAAUAAGCCUACCUACAUAUGAAGAUGUGCUAACAUGAUUAGUGACUGUAAUGAGCCUAUAAUAUACUUGGUAUGUCUCAUCUCUCUCUUUCAGAAAAAGACAAAGUACUCAGCAACCCGCAGGUUACUGCUGAAGCAAAAGCUACUGAAGAAAGCUGGGGUCUUGCUGGUCCAGGAGCAAAGCAACAAGGUGACAGAGAGGGAGAGCACCUUGAGCGAGAGAGUACCACCGCUGAAACUCUCCGGCCUAUCUGUGCAAGAGCUUCAGGAGCUCUGUAAGGAACUGCACAGGAAAUGUGACACGGUGGAUGAGGCACGAUACGAUAUCGAAGCAAAAGUGCUCAAGAAUGAGAAAGAGCUCGUGGACCUGAAUGCAAAGAUCAACGAGCUGAAGGGGGGGAAGCGACCUAACCUCAAGAGGGUCAAGAAGUCUGCCGACGCUAUGCUGGGGGCUCUGACUGAGGCCAAACUCAGCUCCAAGUCAGACUUUAAGUCCAACCUGAAGACAGUCAAGAAAGACAAGAAGGAAGAGGAGAAAGUGGACCCGGGUGACUGGCGUAAGAAUGUGGAGUCCAUGUCUGGAAUGGAGGGCAGAAAGAAGCUUUUCAAUAGCUAAAACAGUUACAAAUGCACUGGUUCUGUAGAGAUCUGUGGCUGCAUUACCUGCUUGUUUACUCAUUCAUAUUUAGGAUUUUCAUGAAAAUAUAUUUUUGCAGUGAGAUUGUGUGUUUUUGGAGGAAAGUAUGAAGUGUGAGGUAUUUUACACUAAAGACUAUGGGAACUGUUUAGACAGUGGGAACUAAUCAAUAGGUGUAAUUACAAACUCUCUAGUGUCGGCUACUUUGGAUCAUUAUUUUUCGAUGUCAUGUUUGAUUUAGAUUCCUAUAAAGAGAAUAUAGUACAAUGUGGAACAACGUUAUAUGCUCAUCAUAUUAGUUCAUUUUGUAAAUAUUCAAUUCCAGUUUGUUAUUAAAACAUCAAUUAUUCUG
This is a messenger RNA of Oncorhynchus nerka (sockeye salmon), 1904 nucleotides long. Its product is annotated as troponin I, slow skeletal muscle-like. NCBI's taxonomy places the organism in Eukaryota, Metazoa, Chordata, Actinopteri, Salmoniformes, Salmonidae. The coding region runs from base 950 to 1531 and encodes 193 amino acids. Gene Ontology annotation, biological process: cardiac muscle contraction; skeletal muscle contraction. The transcript is spliced from 6 exons. The record is from RefSeq and is a predicted model, not a curated record. Gene Ontology annotation, cellular component: troponin complex.